GCUACUUAAGAAUGAUUGCAUCUCAACGAGGAGUGAGAAGCCUCCGUUAAGUAGCCUGAGGAAUCCCAGAGUGUCAGCUGAGAGGCAAACACGCCUAUGCCCGGUGCCUCUCGGUGCCAGCGAAGGGUGAAAGGACAGUAACUCACCAAAACCUUAUCCUGGCUCUCUCCACCCGCUCUUUUCACGCAACGAGGCAGGCAAAUCCUCCCGGCCUAAUUCCACGCCCCUUUAAGUAUUUCUGCUGCAUGGGAAGGAGAGGAGGAAUGAUUAAUAGAGAAAACUAAAGGGGAUGGAGGAGUGAGAAAGCAGUGAAUGGAGCGGUGCGCGAGGAGCCAGCACGGGUGGGCAGCAGACGCGCGCCUCUCACAGUUGCCAAGUCUGGCGGUGCGCUCUGGCGAGUGGCGACAGUAAAAUGAUCUUCACGUCCACUACACAUACACACACACACGCCUCCACGCCUGACAUUACGCCAGGCACACGAGAGCCACGCCCAGGUCGCCAGUAAACGCGUGUGUUACAAGGACGCCGAUGGGGUGAGGAGAGCGAGAGAGUGGAGGCUGUGUCGCUUGGCUGCAGCAGGCGACAGAGGCAGUCUCAGUGACUCAGUGUGCCGACGGGUGGGAGUGAGGUGGGAGCUGUACAGUGCCGCCUCCGCCGCCGCCCUAACCACAGCCUCAGGGGAGUGCCGUGCCCUUCCUUGAGACGAAGCAGUGCCAUCCCCCCGCGUCCCUCACCAACCCAGCCCCGGACCUCAGCGAGUAGGAUGCAGGACCCGUGGUGACGCCCCGCCGCUCGGCAUGGAGAGAGGAUUUCUGGUGUCCGAGCGCCCAUCAUUGUGGUGGUGGUGGUGGUGGUGACGAUGAGUGGGACAGCCCCUGCACCGCUUGUCCUGGUGCUGGUGUCCGCCCUGCUUCUCUCCUGCAACGUGUUCUGGCUGUACUCCACCACUGGGCACACACAGAGAGCAGCCAGCGUGUGUGUGCCAGAGGUGGAGGCAUGGGGCACAGCAGCAGCUAGUGGAGCAAACAGCAGUGGUGCCCCAUACAGGCGAGACUACCAGCGUGUGGUGGGCAGUGGCCAGCGAGAUGUGCCCUUCCCAAUCCCUGUGCCCAAUGACACCGUCCUGCUGGGCACUGAUCCCGAGGCUGAGGAAGGGCCUCUUCGUUACCUCACCAUUGGGAUUUCGUCCGUGUGGCGCAAAGAUGACUACCUGACCCGCACCAUUGACUCCAUCCUGAAGGAGACCACGCAGGAGGAGAAGGCUGACAUCUUCAUCUUCCUGCUGCUUGCUGACGCUGAUGCCAGCCUGAGGUCCCAGCGAGCAAUUGACUUAGGAGUGAGGUAUAGCAAGGAGAUACAGAAAGGCUUACUGAGGGUGCUGCAGCCGCCCUCAGCUCUCUAUCCAAGCAUUGACUUCACGGCCAUCAGGAGGACCUACAAUGACUCUGUGGCAAGGGUGCAGUGGCGGACCAAGCAGGUGUUGGACUUUGCCUUCUUGUUCUGGUACUCUUGGAGCCGCCAUCCCUCCAGCUAUUACCUGGUGCUGGAGGAUGAUGUGCUGAGUGCUAAGCAUUUCGUCACUGCCAUCAAGGACUUUGUUGCUCUCCAUAAAGGACACCACUGGAUAUCCCUGCAGCUGGCUGGCUUCCUUGGCAUUGGUCAGCUGCUGCGAUGUGGCGACCUGGAACGCCUGGUGUCCUUCCUGCUGCUGUUUUACCGGGAGCACCCAGUGGACGUGCUCAUCAACCACUGGGUGUCUCUCAUGGCGCCAGAGAAGCCCCCUAAGGACCGCCCCACCAGGAGAGUACCAGGGUUGUUCCAGCACAUUGGCGUCCAUUCAACCUUGGCUAACAAAACACAGUCCCUCAAGGAUAACACUUUCAGCCUGGUGAAGCGACGGUUCUCACAUGUCAACCCAACAGCAGAUGUUGUGACCACCAUCCGCCAGUACAAGGCCUACCUGGCAGAGCAUGCUUACUCCUCCGCUCCAGGCAUGUUCUGGGGCAUCCCUCGGCCCGGCGACUCCUUUGAUGUUCUCUUUGCUGAGCCACUUAAAGUGUCCAGAGUCGUGGUGCUGACCGGUGCAGUGAUCAACAAGAAGGUGCGCGACAGACUGCUCAAUGGGUCACUGGAGGCCUCUGCAACCUUCCUCAAGAUGGAAACACCCAAGAGAGCUGCAUGCAAGAGCUUCACACACAUUCAGGACUUCAAGAAUGGGGAGGUGGAUGCUGAACACCUGCGGACAGCCUUCCCUCAGGGCAUCCAGUGCAUCCGAGUGGCCAUCGGUCCCCGCCAGAGAUCCUGGGUGGCAAUCACAGAGGUUGCAGUCUUCACGGAGGAUGAUCAGGCCAUUGUGUACAGCCCAGUCACUGCCACACGGGUCUCCUCCAACACCAUCACUUCUGCUCACAACUCCAGGAAAUUGAGGGCAAGUAAGCAGCCACAACUAAGCAGUACCAUCAAGAAACACUAGCAGGAGCAGGAGACAUAUUUUAUACAAGUGGAGGCAAUGCAUAAAGAAACAUUACCUAAACAGAAUAUUGAGUCAGACUGAAGUUGUUGGCAUGAGAGCAAAUUGCUGGUCUCUUCCCUGCAACAGAGGAACAAUAGCAGAAACAAAAGACAUUUACACAAGUAAAGAAGUUUUGGUAAUGCAUAAGGAACUAUUACCUGAACAAAAAAAUAGAGUCAGACUGUAGUUGUUGGCAUGAGAGCACGUUACCAAUUUCUUCCCUGCAACAGAGGAACAAUAACAGACAAAUACUGUAUACUAAAUAGAAACAAGGUACAAAAGGCGAGUCUUGACCACAGAGUGCCACAAGUAGGGACUGCCUGGAAGUGUUGUUUAGAUAUACAACUAGAAUGUAACUAGUCUAGGUGGAGGAGGAGGAGAUUGCGACUUGAGAGGACUAAUUAGGAGAUAGUAAGCAAAUCUAGAAUGGGAGACAAUUACAUUAAUUCAGAAUGAGGAAUUGUGUGUCAGGGAAGAACAGGAACUCAGAAUGAGGAAUUGUGUGUCAGGGAGAACAGGGAGUGGGGGAGUGGUGAAUUGUGUGUCCAGGAAGAACAGGGGAAGGCAUUUGAGAAGGUAGUGAGUGAUAUUAUGUAAAGAUCAGCAAACAUCUAAUUUACAGUCAUUCUUUUGCAAAGAUUUAAUUUUAAAGUUAUUCUUUUACUGUGAUUUAAACUCAUUAACUUUACUGUUAUUUUACUGAUGGAUUAAAACUUACCAGUAGCUUAGUGUGCUGUUGGGCAUGCAAUUAUACUCAUGAUGCAAUCCUUGUUUGUUUGCCAGUGGUAUGAGACUGGUAGGUCACAAGAACACAAGAAUUAAGGGAAGUUGCAGGAAGCCGCCAAACCUGCACAUGGCAGUCCCUGUUCAGGUUGUGGCUAAAGACGUGUCCACACAGUCGAACAUUGUCUGUCGGAUAUCCACUGUUACUACAUCUCAAGGCGAAGCAGGAUGAUAUCAUAAGCAUUGAAACGAGUGAAGUUUAUAUGGUAACAAACAGUGGUACCAGAUAAAGUUGUAAACCAUACUUUCUACUCAGUUCACCAGGCAGAGACCAGCAGACAAUGUUUGAAGCUGAUGUCUGGUGGCAACACAGGUAUAUAAUUAUGUCAUUGUUAGUGUGGGCUUGGGAGAUAGGUGGUUGUUGCCAGUGUCUAGUGCAGUACAUCACACCCAUGGUGCACAAUAAGAUAAAAAAGAAAACAGCAUAAUAAUUGUUGCACUGUGUGAGGAGGACAAGGAGGUGAGAAGAAGGGAAUGAUGCAGGGACUGUGUUACAAAGAUGAAGUGAAAGGGGAAGCCAUGCAUGCAACCAUUUUACAUGAACUGCUAAUUGGUUAUGAAUCUGACUUUGGAAACUAUAUGUACAUGGACCCAGACACUCUCUAAGAUUUAUAUACUGGAGAAAGUAAAACUUUUUAUAACGAAGCAGGACACCUGUAUGAGGGAGAGCAGUGUCCGAGGUUCCAAAACUAUGAACAUGGGCAGUCCAUUACACCCCCUUGGUACGUACUUCUGACGUCAUCAGCACUCCUAUCAUAUUGUUAUCUGGUAACAGUGGGUGUUUGAUGGACAGUGUUUGAACAUGUGGACGUACCCUAACAGGCAGCAUGUGGGUGGUUUGAAGGCACUCAGGGAUGUGAAUGAGGAUCUCCAGGCAGUGUUGUGUUCAACUUUCACCUUACUGAGGACGAGCAAGGAAGUACAGUAAAAUCCCUCUUAUCCAGCAUCAACGGGACCGCUGACAUGCCGGAUACUUGAAUAGAAGUGAAAUUAUGUCCACAAUCACCACCCUACACUCAUGCAUCUUACCAUAACAAAGAUCAGCUGAUCUUAAUCAGCAGCUGAUCUGAUCAGCUGCUUAAGUGUAAGCACAACACGCUUCCUCUUUUCUACAACUUUAGGCAUGAUGAAGGCGUCAGGCGAUAAACACUGCACACGCGGGACUGAGUCACUGGGUAAACACAGUGCAGUGGGCUGUGGGUGGCGUGAAGCAGUGCGCUCUAGUGGCGAGGGGACAAAGUAUGCCUCUCGCGGGAAUUUUAAUCGAUUUUAUGAGUACACAUUGAUUUUUUAUUGAUUUUAAGGCUCGGGGAAAAAUGUGCCAGAUACUUGAAGCUGCCGGAUACUCAAAUACUGGAUGAGAGGGAUUUUACUGUAUGAGCUUUUAAUAGUCUGACUCCAUAGGACAAGUAGAUAAUGAAACCGGGAAUAACCAAAGAAGGGCUUACUGACUUGUGAAUGCAAGAAGUGUGCUGCUAGGAUGAAAACAAUUUAAGGCCAGUUACUUGUACAGGUACUUUGUUAUUUUGUGACUUGUGAAGCAAAGUGGGUCAUGUUAAGCAGUGAAGGAAAUAAUAUAAUGUCGAAGCAAAGCGGGUCAUGUUAAGCAGUGAAGGAAAUAAUAUAAUGUCAUCUGUAAUACUUCAAGAAACAGAAAAUAAUGUCAUCUGUAAUACUUCAAGAAACAGAAAAAAGUGCAUGUGUUUGUGAAAGAUUUAAAGAAAACAGAAUGAAGACAUGAAUUUUAAAGAAAAUGAGAAACGUGAAAAAGACAGCAUAAAGUUAUGGUGUUAAGGAAAUGCAUUAAAAAAUUAAGCAAAGGAUUAACCUGAAACAAUUUACCUUUUUCAAGACGAGAAACAGUACCUUCUUCAAGACAGAGAAACAAAAGAUAUUUACUUUGCAGAAAACAAUGAACAAAGAAUGCAAGGAUUUAUAAUAAUCAAAUUUACCUUUACUCUGUUUUGUUGAUGUUUGUGCAUUAGUGCAGUAAUGAUGCUGUCCAUCCCAAGACAAGAAGUGCUUACAUGCACCUCACACAACCCAGGAAUCCUGACUCAUCUCAUGCCAAAGACUAACCUCUUCCAGUAAUGCUUUAAUCACGCCUCAUUUGUUUAGGUUGUGUAGUGACCACUGGUGGGUGGGACAAGCUUCAACACCAUCUAUACAUCAUUCAGCAUCAUAGGGGUUUCAUAAUGCAUCAUUCCAGUGUGCAUUUUCAUUUGAGAAUAGUGAAAAGGGACUCAUAGUAACUGAAUAGGUUUUCCAUUUUCUUCUUGCAUCAAUUUGUCAUGUGGCUUGUAUUGUUGACAUGUGAGUCUGUGUGAGUGUAUUGGCACUUGAUUUCACUCACACAGUGCAUAAUGAUUAUUGUAAGACACUCAUGACAAGCUGCUGAGGUGCAAACAAUGAAGCCUGAUAUCUGUGACAGGCACUGAGGUGCAAACACUACAAGAUCUGUGCUAAAUAAUGUAGUACAAUAUCAUCACACUUCAUCAUUACUCAAGGUCUUUUCCUGUAGUCAGCAUUUAGCAUUCAGAGCACCUAGUGUCAGGUAAACAUUGUCCCCUUUACACACACACACAAGCUUGAUGAGCUGAGAUAUUGUUUUUGUAGCUUUUGUAGUUUUCAUUGUAACUUUUUUGUAGUUUUGAUAUGCAGACUAUUUUUCCUCAACUUGAGAGAACCCUCUUGUAUAACUUCAUUUCUCAUUGGCUUGCUUGCUCCAUUUCAGCUGCAGCUCCAUCAUCAAUAUCUGUUGCUUCACAUGGUCUGCUGUCUUCCCAGGAUUGCUUUAAGCAUACCUAAUAAGUCCUAUGAGAUACUGGCAGGUGCUGCAGUGAGUGAGGAUAGAGGCUUCUGAGCUGCAGUGAAUGUGAUAUAGGGUGAUUCUUUUGGGAUAUAGGAUUGAUGGAUUUGAUUGUUUGUAGGCGAUUCUUUUGGGAUAUUAGGGUUUGAUUUUUUUGGGAUGUAGGAUUUGAUUUGGGUUUGAUUUUUAUAACUGCAACAGCCAGUACCCAUCAUGGCCAUAGUUCCCAACUAGCCAGUAUCCAGGUACCCAUGGUCAUAGUUAACUCUACUACUUUAACAUCCAUGGUCGUAGUGAACUACUCUACUACUCUAACACUGCAGUUACUAUCUACUAGUUAACUACUCAUUACCAUAACACCAGUUACUAUACUACUCUUAUAAUAACAACCAGUUGUUGCCUGGGGGAAUCAAAAGCCACAUAGAGAAGCUACUCAUAAAAGGUUACCAGCUAUAAGGUUACAUGGUGGGUCUAUUAUGUAUGCACAAUUGUUUGCAUUUGAGUAGCUGUUUUACAUUGCCACAGAUUAAUUCACAGGUAAUUUUGCAUUUUGGUUAAAUAGUGUACUUACUGUUCACCCAGUGAAUUAUUGUUCCUGGUCUAUUCUGCCUUCAUUGUUGCUCACCAUUCAUGUAUUUGUUCCAUAAUUUUGCUGUGAUAAUUAUUUUUAAAUAAAUAGAUGUAUCA
This is a messenger RNA of Scylla paramamosain (green mud crab), 6791 nucleotides long. RefSeq names its product alpha-1,6-mannosyl-glycoprotein 4-beta-N-acetylglucosaminyltransferase-like. The transcript is spliced from 9 exons. The record is from RefSeq and is a predicted model, not a curated record. Gene Ontology annotation, molecular function: acetylglucosaminyltransferase activity. NCBI's taxonomy places the organism in Eukaryota, Metazoa, Arthropoda, Malacostraca, Decapoda, Portunidae. Bases 860 to 2473 code for a protein of 537 amino acids. Gene Ontology annotation, biological process: protein N-linked glycosylation.